Molecule: messenger RNA, 1690 nt
Organism: Prorocentrum cordatum
Lineage: Eukaryota; Dinophyceae; Prorocentrales; Prorocentraceae
Source: the annotation of a GenBank genome assembly
GCUCAAGGCUCAAGUGAUCGCGGCUCAAAUUAUUACGCCGCUCGGAUAACUUUGUGGCCGCUUCGCUCCGACUGCGUCCCAAUGAAGGCGUUUGCUUCAGGGUUCAGCAUCGUGGUAGUUGCCGCCAUUUGUGCGUGUGCCAGGGAUGCACUCCAAGUCCUCGAAGGAGAAAACGAACACGAUGGUCUGUGGAAGACUGUAUAUGCGGUGGAUGUUGGUGAUGGCACUUGCUCAAUUGCUUAUGAUAACGAUGGUUUCGACCAUCUCGUAGGCCACGUGGUGCAACGGAAUGAUUUUAGCCUCUUGACCUUAUCGUUGAACAGUCCAAGUGCCACAGCGUUGUAUGAACUGGAGAGAACGAGUGCAAAUGCCGAACAUCCCCCAUAUGCAAUUCACGUGGUUGCUUCCAUAGGAUUAUGUGUUGCUCCCGUCGCGAUCAUGUUUGUGCAAGUCGUGUUCAUCGUGGCGGUCCUCUCUUCUCAUGUCACACAUCGUAAAGGUUUGCAGGUCGCGGCAGAAGAGGAUUCAGAGGUACCCAGUGCAAUCGAAGCUAAUGAGUCCAGAUCGCUGAUACAACGUGCUUCGGCCCCUUUCCGUUCCGUGACAACGUGCAAAGUUACUGCCAAGCUUGCAUCAUCGGGCGUCGUGGUUUUAUACAUUGGUCGUUUUUGGAUGAAAGCCUUGCUUACCUACUCGAUUAUCUUCACACACCAUGUUCCGAUAGAGGUGAGCGGAGGACUUUACGCGGGUGUGGGCAAGGAAACAGGUCUUGUAAGUGGGAAUUGUCUCUACGGUUCGUCUGUGGGUUUCUUCCUGGAUUGGAUGAUCGACGUAACAACUCCUUUCGUCAACAUGUAUGUUGUUAGCCAUCUCGACAGCGCCAUUGAUAUAGUGCUCAACAGCUUGGCUAUGGAGUUCGUUGCCAAUUUGGACAACGAUUACAAAUCAACGGUUAUGCACGGGUUCAGGGCGUAUUCCAGAUACCUCCUUGAUUCCGAAAUUGCCGUCGCCUGCACGAAUGAUCAUGCCAGAUGCGUCCAUCCGGACGCCAUGGUGUUUCAAGUGCUCUGUCUUGGUCCUUUGAUUGGAUUGAUCGUUGCUGGCUGUUUGCUGAUGGCGAAGAAAUGAGGCACAGCUUCUAUUCCAGUGAUCUCUGGGGCUGGGGCACGUGCGGCAGCGGACGCGUCACUGACCGGUGCGGGGACAAAACAAAUAUCCCAGCGCAUCCGAUUUCCAUGCGAGAUUCUUGGCAACAUUCCGUCUCGUGUCUUUACGGGUUCAAAGGGAUCCGUCUGCCGACGCGCCGUAUUGGCGUAUGGCUUCUGUACUGUACAAAUGGGUCCCAGAGGCUCGUAAGACCAAGGGCUUUUCGAAGAGGAAAUAAUGACAUCGUUACUAGUAGACCGCCUGCGCCCAGAGGGCUGGUGGCACUCGGAAUACUUCCUGGUUCUGGCCUUUUUCCCUGUCGCGCUGGAGCUACCCCAGAUUGCCCUCACUUCGACCCAUCCCGGAUCACACUAGGAAGCGCCGAACAAGGCCUCACACGGACAAGGUCUAUCCCAGAUGAGUCGAGUGCCCAAGUGCGGCUUCGGGCGGGGAGCGCCGCGCGAUGGCGGCGCGCAGAAGUAGGAGGCACGUGCAGCACCGUGUUUUUGCUGUGGUUGCCCCUCCUCCUCCUCCUCCUCCUCCU